UGGUUAAAUACCUCACCAUUUAAGUGAACCUUUGUUCUGUCAAAGUCCAUUACACACUUGUGCAUGGCUAAAUAACACUUGCAAAAAAGAUGUAAGUGCUUCCUUUAGGCUGGGACAUCAACGGGACGGGAACAGGAGAAUAAUGGCUGGGCCAAAACCUCGAGUGAUUGCACUUUCCAAGCGUGAAGGCCAGAGCUAUGGCUUCUACCUGAGGAUUGAGGAGGGGGCAGAAGGUCAUUUGGUUCGGGCAUUGGAGAUGGGUGGUCCUGCUGAACUAGCUGGUCUCAAGGAUGGAGAUCGCAUUAUCAGAGUCAAUGGAACCUUUGUGGACAACCUGGAACACAGCCAGGUUGCAGAUCUGGUUAAGAAAAGUGGAUUGACUGUCACAUUCCAUGUCCUGGGAGAGGAAGCAUACCAGCAGGCCAAAAGAAAUGGCAUAAACCUUGCAGAACCACAGUCCUAUUCUGCUCAGAGUCAGCCCACCAUGAACGGAGUUCCUGCAGCAGGCCCUAAACUCAAACUCUGCUUUCUGCUGAAGUCCAGCAGUGGCUUUGGUUUCUCGAUCAAGUCCUGUAAAGGUCCAGAGGGAAUGUUCAUGACGGAUGUGAUUGUGGGAGGGGCGGCUGAUAAUGCGGGGGUUAAGGCAGGUGAUCGUCUGGUGGAGAUCAAUGGAGAAAAUGUAGAAGGCGCUACACAUGAUCAAACUGUGGAAAAAGUCAAAGCUGCGGGAAAAAGUGUGAUGUUUUUACUCGUGGACAAGGACACAGACAAAUACUACAAGAAUAAAUGCAUCAGACUGGGAACUGGACUGGCCACAACGAAGCACCUACCAAUGAAUCCUCGCAUAGUUGAAAUCACCAAGGGAGCCAGUGGUUAUGGCUUCUUCCUUAAGGCAGACCCUAAAACUCCAGGUCAUUUCAUUGGAGAAAUCGACCGUGGGAGUCCUGCAGAAAAAGGGGGACUGAAGGAGAUGGACCAGCUGGUGGCUGUGGAUGGAGAGGAGGUUAAUCACUGUACCCAUGAGCAAGUGGUGGAUAAAAUACGUGAGCUCGGAAAUCGAUGCUGCCUCCUGGUGGUUGAUACUGAAACAGACAAGAUGUACAAGAUGGGUGGUGUCUCUCCUUUACUUUAUUGGGAGGAAAUGAGGAGUUCCCUUCCUCAGAUGAGCAAUCCUGAGCCUGAACAUAAUGUCACCCCAGUCCCAGCCAUGGCUGACGCUCCUGAGGUAAUAUAUAAACCCAAAUUGUGCCGCAUGGAAAAGGGCGCUGCUGGAUACGGCUUCCACCUCAAUGGUAUCCAAGGAGUGCAUGGACAAUAUAUCAAAGAGGUGGUGAAAGGAGGACCAGCAGACAGAGCAGGGCUAGAGGAUGAAGACAUUGUGGUGGAGGUCAAUGGGGUGAACAUAGAGGAAAGCACGCAUGAGGAGGCUGUGAAUCUGAUCCGCAGCAGUGGUGACACAUUGGUCCUCCUUGUAGCAGGGAAAGCUGCUUAUGAUCACCUGAAAGCUAAGGGAGUUGCAAUUACCCCCAAGCCGCUGGAUACCGAACAAACACCAGUUCAGCCUCGUGAAAGGACACCCUCUGUUUCAUCUACAUCCUCAUCAGAAAGUGAAGAUGAGAGGCUCUGAGAAAGACGUUUUCCAGUUGCUGGGUUAUAUUUAUAUGGUGGUACACCAAGUUGCACAUAUAAAUUAAAAAAAGCUUAUAUUAUAAGUAGUCAAUAAUUGCACUGCUGAAAAAGACAGUCUUUUAAAUGGAAAGCAGUCAUAUACUCUGUUCUCGCAGACUACAGGAGUUUACCAAUCUACAAAUAACGCUGGAAAAUAAAAAGAAGCAGAAGCAGUAAUAAUAAAUACUGCAUCAGAUCAGAGUUAACAUUUUCCAAACAAAUCCGUGCAUGUUCUUUUAUAUGUGUGUGAUAUGACGCAGAUAAGACAGAUCUCACACAUGAACAAAGGACACAAACUGUCUUAAAUCAUGCCAUUGUCACAUGUGUGUUGAUUGUGUAAGACCCUCUGAUGCCUUUCAUAUGCAAACUUUACCCUUUUUGCACCUGUUUAUCUCUACUUCAGUGCAUUAAAAAAACGUUCACCGUGUUAAUAUUUAGAGCCUAGAUCUUCAGCAGUGAGCUACACACUCUGCUUGGGAUGCUGUAUGAAGUAAUAAAAACUCACUAGUAAAUAAAAAUUUGCAUAAUCA
Messenger RNA from Pangasianodon hypophthalmus (striped catfish), 2198 nucleotides. RefSeq names its product PDZ domain containing 1 (gene pdzk1). Gene Ontology annotation, molecular function: protein binding; protein-membrane adaptor activity. Gene Ontology annotation, biological process: protein localization to plasma membrane. Gene Ontology annotation, cellular component: apical plasma membrane. The coding region runs from base 143 to 1627 and encodes 494 amino acids. The transcript has 9 exons. Lineage: Eukaryota; Metazoa; Chordata; Actinopteri; Siluriformes; Pangasiidae. The record is from RefSeq and is a predicted model, not a curated record.